Molecule: messenger RNA, 4077 nt
Organism: Pipistrellus kuhlii (Kuhl's pipistrelle)
Lineage: Eukaryota; Metazoa; Chordata; Mammalia; Chiroptera; Vespertilionidae
Product: collagen alpha-1(I) chain
Exons: 1
Coding region: 177-3272 (1031 amino acids)
Source: RefSeq, a predicted model, not a curated record
CGGGGCGGGGGGCUGGGAGGAAGUCAGGCUGCGAGGUUGGAUUGGCUGUGAGUGCGAGUGUGCCGCCCGGGCCAGGUGCCCAGGCCGCAUCGGGGGAGAUGGGAACUGCCCUCGAGCCCUGAGCCAGGCGCCGGCCGGGGCCUUGGCCGGGCUGCUGGGGGCGGGCGAGCACGGCGAUGCCGGGCCGCUGUGCGGGGCCCAGCCGGCCGGGGCGCAGAGCCCGGCGGCCCAGGGGGAAGAAAUGGCCUGGGGUGGCCCGGGUGCGAGGAGGAAGGCGCCGGGCGAGGGCCUCGGUGUGGGGGGCCCGCUGUGUGAGUGCGGAGGAGCCGCAGGGUUGUCGGCGGCCGUCUGGGGGCAGAGGAGCGGCGGAGACAGGCGAGGGCCCUGGGGCGAACGAGGCUUCCAGGACCCCGGGCACUGCGGGCUCCACUGAGGCCGCAGAGGCCCCCGGGGCCGUGCUGGUGAACGGGGCGGCGGGGCAGCCCCAGCUGGUGGGGCCUGCCGGGGCUGUGUGGGUGACGGGCACCGGGGACGAGGAGCAGCCAGCCCACCGGAGCCCGCGGGGCAGUGAGAGGAAGGGCCGCCCGGGAUCGACGGGGCACGAGAGCAUCCUGGAGCUGUGGCUGAGGGUGCAGGCCAGGAGGGCAGCCUCGGGAUGUGGGGAAGGAAGCCGCGUGGAGCUCCACCCUGUGCCUGCAGGACUAGGGCCGGUGGAAAGGGGUGUGCCUGGCCGAGCUUCGUGGGUAGAGACCAGCCGCCGUGGUCUCACCGGACCGUGGGUGGAAGGACAGGUUAGGGCAGGGCCCCAGGCCUCAGGAGGACCCACAGCUGCUGGCCUAGGAGCAGGAUGUGAGAGGCCCUCGGGCUUGCGUGGGCUGGGGCAGGCCGUGAGGUUGUCUCCUGCGGGUGUGCCGGGGGCUGUGGAGACAAGCUCUGGGGUUGCCCCACACCCGCUGGGGAGAGGACAGGCUAUGGGGGUGCCUGGAACUGUGGAGGAGAUAAGCUGUGAGGUUGCCCCAGGCCCUUGGGGAAAAGGACAGGUUAUGGGGGUGCCUGGGGCCGUGGGGUGGGCUGAGGCUGUAGAGGGAGAGGUAGGCCGUGGGGUUACUCCGGGUCUGUGGGGGAGAGGGCAGCCAGGACCGGUGCCCGGCGCUCUGGUACAGGAGGCAGUCUCUGGGGAUACCUUCUGGGGGCGGGGACAGGCUGUGGGGGUACCCAGAGCUGUGGAGGAAACUCCCCCUGUGGGUGCUCCUGGCGUGUGGCAGAGGAGACAAGCCCUGGAGGAGGCAGGCCCUGGGGGUGUUCCUGACCUGUGGGUGUCCAGACAGCCUGUAGGUGUGCCUUGUGCUGCUGAAGAGGAAGCCAGAUGUGGCGGAGACCCGGGAUUCAGGGAGAGGGGACAGGCCCUGUGGGUAGAGACGGGCUCUGCAGGUGGCCCAGGGUCCUGGGAAGUAGCCCAGACGGUGGGGGUGUCUGGUCCUGAGGGGCAGGAGGCAGGCCCCAGGGCAGCACCAGGCCUUUGGCGGGUAGGACAGGCCCCAGGAGGACCUCGGGCUUUGGGGAAGGAGGCAGGCUGUGGGGCAGUGCCAGGCCUGUGGGGAACAUACCAGCCUGUGGGUGUGUCCCAGGCUGGGGUGGUGCCAGGGGCCAUAGGGGAACAGACACGUUACGGGGGCAUCCCAGGCCUGUGGGACAGGCCGCAGGCGCUGGGGGUGCCCCUGGCUGAUGCCGUGCCAGGGGCGGUCGGGGAGGAGACAUGCUGUGAUGAUGUUCCGAGUCUAUGGGAAAGGAGGCAGCCUGCGGGGGAGCAGGAGGCUCUGGUGCCCACAGCUUUAGGGGUACCUGGCUGUGUGGACCAGGAGGCCGGCUACAGAGACGCUUUGUGUCUGUGCAGGAGGCAGGCUGCGGGCUUGUCUGAGAUGGUGGGGGUGUCCGAGGCCUCGGGCGUGCCCAGGCACAGGUGUGCCCCCACGGGGGCCCCCGCAGCUCCCGGAGUGCCUGGACCUGCGAGGGUGCCUGCCGCUGUGUGGGUGUCGGGCCCUGUGUGUCCGGAGGUCAGCGCUAGAGAUGUCUUGAACCUGUGGGGAGGCGCCCACACUGCCGGGACACCCCUGGCUUCUGGGGUCCCUGUGGCUUCUGAGGACCUGGCGGCUGCGAGGGAGGAUGCUGGGUCCGCGGCUUUCCCCAGGUUGUGGGGAAGGGGACCGGUGGCUGACAAGGUUGCUGUAGCUCCUGAGGUGCCUGGGCUUGCAGGGGGAGAGACUGGCUCUGGGGGUGUCCCAAGAUCUUGGGGAAGGGGACAGAGUGCCAGGGUUCCUGUGUCUGUUGAGGUGCCCGCUGCUCCCAGGGUGCCCUGUCCUCUGGGCGUGGAGACUGGCUCUGGAGGCUUCUCACCCUUGCCGGGAAGGAGACAGACGGCGGGGGUACCUGUGACUGUGGGGUUACCUGGGCCUGUGGAGGAGGAGACCCUCCCUGGGGGCCUCUUGGGCUUACCGGGAAGAAGACAGACAGCGGAUAUGCCCGUGGCUACUAAGGUCUCCAUGGCUGUGGGCGUGCCCACAGCUGCUGGCGCUUCGGGGCUGGUGGUGGGUGACACUGGCGCUGGGGAUGUCACCGGUGCCUGGGGAAGGAGGCUGGCACUGGAGAGGCCCGCUGCCGCCCGGGCAUCGGGACCUGUGGGCAGGGAGACUGGCUGCGAAGGUGUGCCAGGCCUGUGGAGGAGGCCCACGGCAGUGGUCCCCGAGGCUGUGAGGGUGCCUCUGUCUUUGGGGGUGCUUGCGGGCGUAGGCGUUCCCGUGGCGGGGCACGUGCCUGCUGCCGUGUGGGUGUCUGGGUCUGCAGGAGAAGAAGCCACUGCUGCUGGCUCCGGCCUCACCGUGGGGACCAGACAGUCUGCACAGGGACCUGGGGCUUCAGGGGAGGAGAUGGGAGGUGGCAGCAUCCUGGGGCUGGCAGGGGGGAGCCAGGCAGCGGGGGUGUCUUACACCCAUGGGCGUGGGACCAGGUCGUGGAGCUGCCCAGGGUCUGUGGGGGGAGAGGCAGACUGUGAGGAUGUGCCGGGAGUGUCGGGGACAAGAACGACUGGGGAGGUGAAUGAAGCUGUGGACGUGUCCUGGGUUUCAAGGGAGGACGUGGGCAUUGGCCGCUCCCGAGAUCACCCACCGCAGAGGGGGAGGAGACAGACUGGAGGAGUGUCUGGAAUGAGAGUGAGGGGGGACACUUGGGGAGAAAAUUGUGUGGGGGAGGACAGAUUGAGGGGAGCAUUCCUGUAAAAGUAGGGAACAAGUUGAGGGGUCCUGGGACUCUUUGGGAGGGAACAGUGUGGGGGAGAUUUGUCCUGGGUUGUGGAUGAAGUUACAGGAUGUAGAGGUGUCUCAGGAUGGGGGAGGGAGGAGAUACUGUGUGGAGAAGUCCCACAGUAUGUGGGGUAACAAAUUGGGAGAUUUCCUGGAGCAAUUGGAAAGGGACAGAUUGCAAGGAGAAAGGGGUCCCAGGACUUUGUACAGGGGAACAGUGUGUGCAUGUGUGUGUGUGUGUGUGUGUGUGUGUGUGUGAUCACUCGAGGUAUCGGGGAACUGUGGGCAUCACCUAGCUUUUUCCUGGUAGAGAAAGGAUUAUUAGGCCUGAUGCAUCUCGGGGGAAGGUGUAGACCACAUAAAAGUUGCAGUCACCCUGGCCCCAAUUCUCAGACUCCUUCAUUGUGUGGCUCCAGCCCCUGAACUGUGGUGAUACCAAGCCAGUUGGGAUUCCUCGUCCAUGUACCUCCUCCCAUCUUCGUUUUGUAUCUUGUCUCUACAGCCUUAGAAAUAAGGAAUCUUGGACAGCUGCCUUUAUGUUCCUUCACAUGUAUCUGUCUUUAAGCAAGUCCAGUCUACAAAUGUUGGGUUUAUUCAGAAGCUUAAAUUAGGGAUUUUUUUUUUUUUUUAACCUGCAUUUCCUAGUUGAUUUACUAUGGGAUUCUUUGAGAGAACAAAUUCUCCAUUUAACACUAGUCUGUUUAUGGAAAAUCAGCUUAAUUCAACUAAUGUUGAGUUAAAUUGUCUACUAUGCUCAAAGCACUUAUUGUGGGAAAUAUCA